CAAGCAUCAUGGCGACUCGAGCGGGGAUACCAGUGGAUAUGGAAUUGAAAAAGGCCUUCCAGGAGCUACAGACUAAGAUGAUCCAGACCACCCAGCAGCUGAAGAUCUCGGAUGCUCAGAUUGAGAGCCUCAAGCAUCAGAUAGCUCACUCCAAGCUAGUAGACCAGGAGAUAGCGGGCCUGCCAGCAGAAACUAAAACCUAUGAGGGUGUAGGCAGGAUGUUCAUAUUACAGCCAAUCCCAGAGGUACAAAAGAACCUUCAGACGAAAAGAACCAACGCUGAAGAGAAGAUCAAAUCAAUUGAGACAAACAAAACAUAUUUGGAACGAAAUAUGAAGGAAAGUGAGGACAAUUUAAGAGAAUUGAUAAUGUCUAAACAACGGAAGUGAGGAAAAGUAUGUCUGCUGUUAACCUUUCUGGGACAUGCUGUGUGAUGUUAGUAUGCCAGCUUGUGCAAGGGCAAAGCUGAACAUGGCUGACUCGUUCCUGUGGGCUGCUCACAUUUUCUGCUCUGUUGUGACAUCAGUUCAUGUUCCACACCCUGCUCAGGGCAGUGUUUAUCACUUCAUAAGAUAGGCACAGACUGUUUAUCUGUUUAAACAAGUGCUUUGUUACACAAUACCAUCACAGCAUAUGCUCAGGGCAAAGUCAUCCUAGCUAUCAUAACUAGGUAAAACUAUGAAAAGUAUCAACUGUAAAUCAGUAACUAGGUAUUCCAUGGUAGAGAUAUUUACAUCUAUUAGUGCUAAUAUUUAUAUUCUUUGGAAUAUGCAUUGCUGCCAUAAUUGUUAAAUUCAAGAAUGGACACAACUGGCAUGAAGACAUCAACUGAAGAGAGCAUUCAUGUAUAAUAAGAUAUUAUAAAGGAAUCAAAGUGA
Liolophura sinensis is the source of this 878-nucleotide messenger RNA. RefSeq names its product prefoldin subunit 1-like. Gene Ontology annotation, molecular function: protein folding chaperone. Gene Ontology annotation, cellular component: prefoldin complex; cytoplasm. The transcript has 4 exons. The coding region runs from base 9 to 389 and encodes 126 amino acids. The record is from RefSeq and is a predicted model, not a curated record. Gene Ontology annotation, biological process: protein folding. NCBI's taxonomy places the organism in Eukaryota, Metazoa, Mollusca, Polyplacophora, Chitonida, Chitonidae.